CUCAAUAAAGUUUUGUAAAGAAAAAAUACGUAAAGACAGACUUUUUUAUCCUGGCUCUGUUGUAGGCUGUGAUGUGAAUUGGAUUUAAACAUGUGACAUGAACUGAGAGCCUUGGCCUUCCAUUUGAUCCCUCAAUCUUGGUGUUGGCCAACUAUAAAGGGCGUCGCAACCCGACCGCAGCUUCCACAUGAGGUUACACUCACAUUUGAAAGUGGAAUUUAUGGAACCAGCAAAUUUAAAACAAUAAUCUGAUCAUGUACCUUGCCAGCCCGUGAAUAUAGUGGGUGAAGUGAAUAGAUCUGAAGGCAGUCACAACAUGUAUGUUUUAGAAUAAUUUGCCUUUGGAUUUAUGUCUCUACAAUUUAUAAAUGGUUAUCGAUCAUUACCAUGACAUUCCGUUAAAUGGCCUUAAUUCUAUUUUUUUGUUUCAAAACUGGACAUGCAAUAAGAUAGCAGCACGCUGCAGAGAAUCGUAUUUUUUUUUCAAGAUAAUGUGAGAAGAUCUUUAGAUCAAACUCUUAAACACGCACCGGGUAAGAGGACGAGUUUUGUAUUUAAACGAACACGAAAAAGUACUUCGUUCGUCCUGCUAACGGUUCACAAAAAGAUGUUUGUGUUUUUAGUUUUCUACACCAAAACCCGAUCAGAACUUGCUCAUCCAAAUCUUCCAUGACAUGUCAUCAUCGUAAAUUUUAACCUUAACGUUAUAAAUAUGUAUACAUGUAUUUGGCAACUGCUUGUAUGAAAAUAACUUCUUUGUCAUACUUUCCGGCUGAUUGGUAAUGUAAAAUAGAACGCCUUUCAUAUUUUCCCAUCCGUGUACCAAGUUUACGUGGUUUACACAGCAGCCCUCGAUGUCAAGUGGCCUCGCACGUUUUUGUGCCUCUUACAAAGACUUUCGGUUUUCAAAGGGACUUUGAAUAUUUUCAUGGGACAGUGCACUGGCACAAUCUCGCGGUUCUGACCCGGCAUUCUGUCAAGACACACCUAAUACGGACGCACGCUCCGCGCGCAGGUCGAUUCUACUGAGUGGAUACUCAUCACUGCGACCACGCUCGUUUCACCUACGUGUGCUGUCCCAAAAACCACUAGGACCCACCCGGAGAAAGGACCACUUCUCGGCCAUCAAUUACUGAUUCCCUGGCGAAUUUCUGACAUCCCAACAGGAUGGCUAUUUCGGGGCGGCAUGCGAUGCUUGUGUUUACUGGGGGAGUGGAUAUUGCCUUUGGUGUCGUUCUGAUUAUCAUGGGAGCUGACGCAGUCAAUCGAUACACUCAUGGUGCAGUCGGUGUGCCCAUGUGGGCCGGUAUUGGGAUCAUUAUGGUCGGACUUGGAAACGUGGUGGCCGUCUUGACCAGUAGCAAGAAACGUAGCCGUGACUUUCUCAAUAUCAACCUGGGUGCCCUGGUACUAAACCUGACAGGAAUGAUCCUUGCUGCCUGCGUUAUCGGUUUCUUCACUUGGGGCGCCUGGACGAUCUUAGAAGCUGGUCUGACGGGUAACAGCGCAAACAUGAAUGACAAACUGAUCUCACAAUACACCACUAUCAUCUUAAUGGCUGUAAUGAUCUUCAUCUUGAGUCUGAUGGCAAUGUUCAUGGAUUGCUGUAGCUAUGCUCUCUUUGGUAACAGUGGAGACUACUAUGGGCCUCCACGCCCUCGCUACUACGAUGGCCCAUACGGACCACCACCAGCACACAUUUACAAGCCAUAGAAGGAUUCAAACCACACGCCAUCUGACAGAUUAACAUGAUGAAGUGUACCAAGAGCAAGGUGCUUCACUUCAACGCAGCCUCAGGAUUUAAGUAACAUCGACAUUAAAGCAUCCAGUUACUUGUGUCAGGAUCAUUUUAAUCCCUUAAUAUUUUUAUUGCAUUUGCUCUGUAAAUAUUUAGCUGGAAUCCUCUUGAAAUACUUGUUAAAUCAUCAUUUCUUCAAUGCAUGGGUUUUUCAAAUAUGGCCAAAAAUUAACAGCUAUUUUGAAAAACUUUUAUGAAUGUCUGAAUGGAAUGAUGAUUCUCCUGUAUAACGCUACUCAUAAUUAUGCCAUUCCCGCCAAGACAGAAGUCUAGAACUUGGUUCACACAAUAUGAGAUCAACUUCACUGGGUGUAUGUCAUUGGUAUAUCAAAACUCUAGUUAAAUCCGAAGAAAGGAUAUUUCUGAUCAAAAUAUCAUCUUCACACGUGUGAUUACUCUUAGUGUUAUCGGGAAUUUCCGGAACACUGAUCUUUUUCAUAUUUUUAUAACUUAGUUUUAGAAUAGAGUUGUGUUUUAGGAGUGAGAAACGUAUACAAAUUAUAUACAGGUUUUAUCCAAGGUACCGAGGUCAAUAAAAUGUACAGUAAAUUUGAAACAGGACUGUGAUUGACGGAUUCAGUGUAAAUGAGUCAUCCGCAAUUGACUGUCGACUUUUAAACUUAAGGAAUGGUGAUCAUUUUUACAGGACUCCAGACAGGUUUCUAUGGACUGUGAUCGAAGGAUACGGUGAGUGUAAGUGGUAGCUUUCACAGCGCAAACGUCGAGGUGUCUCAAGGAGCAAAAAAUCGCGUAUCUGAAUUUCGUAUACAUGGACUCCAAUAUUUCAAUCUUCCUAUAUGUACAGGUAUUUAAAAGCAACUUUGAGAUAGGCCUACAGGUGAUAGAAGUUGAGAUCCAGUUAAACACUUGUAAUAAUAGCAGAAUUAAGACAAAAUUCGUAUUUACAUGGUGAAUAGUAAUAUUAGGUCCUUGAGUCUUUGUAUGUCUCAUUUUGAAAUACUGCUAAAUUACAAGGUUAUUUGUGAAGUCCACAAACGACCUUAUUAUAAAAGUAUUCUCCCGUAGAACGUGUAAAUUUUUGGUUAAUUCGUAAAACUUGUUUGGAAUGGCUACGUAUAUUGAAUUUUACUUUUGGAUCGCAGAAAUGGAUAACCUACGGAUCGACAUUUCCAGCUUGAUGGACCUCAAGGACCGUGGAGAUUCAGUCGUUCUGUAAUUCACUCCGUUCCUCCUGUUUGUCUGCGAACAAAAUUUUCAUGUAAAUGCUAGACGUAACAGGAUCAGUGUAUAAUAUAUAAUGGUUUUCAAAAUGACUUCUUUGUUACUUGUAGUAAGGUGACUGGUGACAUACAUGUAUUUACUGAAUGCUAAGCGAGAAUACUCGACAUCAAACUAGUCUAAUAACAUAAAUUAAUUAAGGCGUACCCCUUUCAGCAUAGAUUACAGUCGUGGGAAAAUAUGCCGAAGACUUUACGCAUUGACACAUACACCUUAAAUACGUGUAUUGGUGUUGGAAGAGACGAAACCGAAUAUAUAAUCCCGUAAAAUAAGAAAUAAAAGGGUCCUCUGAAGAAAUGAAGAAAAAUUGUGUAGGCCUAUUUCCUCCAUCCACGCGCAUGCGCAGCAGCUUGUGAUGUGUCAAAGUGCAGUGAACAGCUACGCCUAUUUCUUUGUUAUUCUUUAUUUUGUAUCAUACUGUACUCUAGUUUUCAGAUUAGAGUGUGCGCUAAAGUA
Molecule: messenger RNA, 3493 nt
Organism: Acanthaster planci (crown-of-thorns starfish)
Lineage: Eukaryota; Metazoa; Echinodermata; Asteroidea; Valvatida; Acanthasteridae
Source: RefSeq, a predicted model, not a curated record